CCUAUGAUUAGACGACUAAAGUCUAGAGGCACAAAAUCAAAUUUCAGCGAUCAAACGCGUUUGAAAUUCAAUCCAACGCCAACGCGAUUAAACUUCUUUCAAUUUCGAUUAUACCGAACAAAAUCAAUAAUCGCUUAAACAAUGAAGGAAGAUAGCACCGUUAGGGUUUCUUCUUCCAAUGAAGCAUCUGCAGCCAACGAAGCUUCGCAAACAAGACAGAGAAAGAAGAGAAAGUGGGAUCAACCGGCAGAGUCAUUGGUAUCAGUUGGAAUGGCUAUCCCUGGAGUUCUCCCUUUGAGCAAUGCCGUGCCUCUCGGCGGGGUUGCAUUUUCGGGCGUGACUCCAGUGAUCUCCGGUGCUCUUUUGACAAAUCCAUUGGCAGCUGCAGCCCUGCUUCAGCAGCAAAGCACGGUGGUGGCCCAAAAAUUGAAUCAACAAAAGAUCCAAGAUGAGUUGGUAAUUGCUCGAGAAAUAGUCAUAAAUGAUGCAGAAUCAUCUAUUCGUUACAAGUUGACAAAACGCCAGACACAAGAGGAGAUCCAGAGGUGCACCGGUACUAUAGUUAUAACUAGGGGGAAGUAUCGACCACCCAAUACACCACUCGAUGGAGAAAAGCCAUUGUAUCUCCACAUCUCUGCAGGAGCUCAUAUAAAAGAUACGGCGGAACGGAUUUUAGUUGUUGACCGUGCUGCUGCGAUGAUUGAAGAAAUGCUAAGGCUAGGACAAAAUUCACAGUCAAUUUCUUCUGCAUCACCUUCACCUUUGACUAAUGGAGUGAAGGUACUGAGCACAUGUGUGUUUUUGGGCUUUGAUGCUGACCCGUCAUGGAACAUUGUUGCCCGUAUACGUGGACCAAACGACCAGUAUAUAAAUCACAUUAUGAAUGAAACAGGAGCAACAGUAAUACUGAGAGGACGUGGUUCAGGAAAUGAUGAAGGCUCAAAUGAAGAAGCUGGACAGCAGCCUAUGCACCUUUUUUUGUCUAGUAACAAUGCAAAAAGCCUUGAAGAUGCUAAGUGCUUGGUGGAAAAUCUUUUGGAUACAAUCAGUAGGGAAUGUGGUGCUUCGAGGAUUUCAUCAUGUAAAGUUUAUAGUGCUGUUCCACCUCCACAGCAGGUGUAUACGGCUGUUCCACCUCCACAGCAGGUAUAUACUGCUGUUCCAUCACCCCAGCAGGUUUAUAGUGGCCCUUCAUUGCCAAAGCAGAUGUCUACUGCCAUUUUACCCCUACAACAAGGUUAUAGUGCUGUUCCACCCCCACAACAGUUGUUGGCUGGAGUUCAGAGUUCUGAGGCAGGCACAGGCGUAACCACUGCGUCAAUAUCAAUGACUGCAGUUUCGACACCAGUUCCUCCAACUUCCUUGGUUGGAGUACCUUGUGUCAUGACUGCCCUCACUUCUGGGACUACACAACAAUCUACAGGAUACCUAAGCUCAGGUCCUCAAGCAAACAUGAUUGGUUAUAUUCCUCCUUUAGUAUCAGGUGGAACUAGCUAUAUUGGAUAUGGUGGAAUAUAUCCUCAAGCUACCCCACUGCAACAAGUUGCCCUUGCCCUGAGGCACUCGCCUCCUGUUGCUUCAACAGUUGCUCCAACAACAUCGGCAUCAAGCAGAGAAUCCAAGUCAACUACAAGCUCUGAUCAUGAAAAAGAGGAUAAACGGACACCUCAGAGGCGGAAGUUUCAAGAACAACCAGUUGUUUCAAAGGGCACAAAACUCAAUCAGGUAUUUUCUCUGACCUUCUAUGAAGCUAAUAUGCUGACACUGGACCUGUCAGGCCGUUGGUUUGUAUGUUUGACAGGGUUUUCAAUUUUGGAGAGUUUGCUUGUGGCUUCACAGUAUAUGCCCUUGCCAGUCCAAAUGUUAUUCUGAUUUUUCUCUUCAUUGGUAAAGUUGCUGAAAGUUAUGCUUUGCCCUCAAGUCCUGCAUCGAUGGACUCCAAAAGAAAACGAGUGUGCUAUAAUAAGAAAAAUUAAUGAAAUUUUAAAAUUUGACGAGGGUUGGUAAAAGUUUGAUUGUAACCUCAAACGUCAAUUUGAAAUACCCCCGGGUCAUUUGUAAAAUGGUCAUUAAUGUCACUUUAAUUAAAUAAUAAUUUACCCCAACUUUUUUAAAAACAAUGAAAUUGAUAAGGGUCCUUUUUAGGUUAUCCAUUGAAAGGACACUCUUGAAUAUCCAAUAUUUUUAAAACCAUCACAAACCAUCACAGUUCUUUUUGCAAGACAUGUUUAAUCUUGAUAUUUGGCAUCAAUGAAUGACUCAUGGCAUUGAUGCUUUUCAUGGCAUUUGUUGACGUAGGUUAUCACAACAAAUUCCUAUUCAGGUUGCAUUUUAAUUAUAAUAAUUAAUUAGCUAUUUAAACGGAUAUCAGCCUGCAAAUUUUCCUUUCGGCUGUUAUCAUCGCUGUGACAUUAAAUCAAGUUAUUAUAGGAUAAUAAUUAACAAGUUGUUUUCCUAUUCAUUCUAUCUUGUAUUGUUUUCUGUAUUUGUUUUUAUUUUUUAUAGUUCAGUCUCAAUUGACUUGUAGUGUUUUGCAUUGGAACAAUUAGUAAAAUAACUGAUUCAGAAGUUGUUUGUAUUUUUGUUUGUUCCACUCUAACUCAAUUGCAGGGAUUGGAACUUCUUAAACCCAAUGAACAAUAUGAUGGGUUGGCGUUGAGGAAUAUAUCGACUAUGCCUGCUCCUAAGAAGUUGAUCCAGCCAUCGUCCAAUGGAUUUCCACCACCCCCACCAAGAACUAUGCCUCCACCACC
Messenger RNA from Trifolium pratense (red clover), 2753 nucleotides. Its product is annotated as protein RIK. Gene Ontology annotation, cellular component: nucleus. The transcript has 11 exons. Gene Ontology annotation, molecular function: RNA binding. The record is from RefSeq and is a predicted model, not a curated record. NCBI's taxonomy places the organism in Eukaryota, Viridiplantae, Streptophyta, Magnoliopsida, Fabales, Fabaceae. Bases 142 to 1872 code for a protein of 576 amino acids.